Puntigrus tetrazona (Sumatra barb) is the source of this 3049-nucleotide messenger RNA. RefSeq names its product chloride intracellular channel 5b (gene clic5b). The coding region runs from base 101 to 1300 and encodes 399 amino acids. Lineage: Eukaryota; Metazoa; Chordata; Actinopteri; Cypriniformes; Cyprinidae. The record is from RefSeq and is a predicted model, not a curated record. The transcript is spliced from 6 exons.
UUAUAAGUGACCUGCCAUCAGGUGAGGGCUGAGGCUCGACUUUCCAACUUCUCCAGACUUCCCCGCACUUCUCCACAGCCCUGGAAGAGCUUUAAUCAGCAUGGCUACAAACGCCCAAGAAAUCAUUUAUGAACAAAUAGAAGAGACUAAAGAAAACGUAUACGAGAAGCCGUUCGAGAGCAUAAAUGACAACCCGGAGCCGAAAUACGAGAAUCAAGGCGUGAGUAAGGAACUCCCCGAAGAACCGAUGUACAGCACGAUCAAUCAACCAGACUAUAUGGACACGAGAGGAACAUCUCAAGACGGAGAAGAACAGCCUUCACCUCCCAGUGAACCAGGAGAGCAGCUCGAGAGCGAGAUCAUGGUCGCCUCUCUGCAGAAUGGAGACGUUUACGGAUCUUCAUCUGUAGAAGAAAGCGGAGACCCAUGUGAUGACCAGCCCUCGUUGGUCCACGAAGACCUGCUCAUGGCGUACAGUCUCCCAGAAGACGGAUCUCCCGAACCCGAGGAGGUAGUUGACUACAGCCUGAAGGACGUGGAGAUCCGCGCCGCGGAAGAGCCAGCGGCAGUCUCCGACCAGACUCAGCCGAAUAUUGCGCUUUUUGUGAAGGCCGGUUGUGAUGGCGAGAGCAUCGGAAACUGUCCGUUCUCUCAACGCCUCUUCAUGAUCCUCUGGCUCAAAGGCGUGGUCUUCAACGUCACCACUGUUGACCUGAAGAGGAAACCAGCUGAUUUGCACAAUUUGGCUCCGGGCACUCAUCCUCCUUUCCUGACCUUCAACGGUGAGGUGAAGACAGACAUUAACAAGAUCGAGGAGUUUCUGGAGGAGGUUUUGGCACCACCAAAGUACCCCAAACUUGCAGCCAGGCACAGGGAGUCAAACACAGCUGGGAAUGACAUAUUUGCAAAGUUCUCAGCUUUCAUAAAAAACACUAAGCCAGAUGCGAACGAAGCUCUGCAGAAGGGUCUGACAAAGGCGCUCAUGAAGCUGGACGAGUACCUGAACAGUCCUUUGCCUGAUGAGGUAGACGCCGACAGCAUGGAGGAGGAGAAGGCCUCCGACCGCAGGUUCCUGGAUGGGAAUGAUCUGACUCUGGCAGACUGCAACCUUCUGCCAAAGCUCCACAUAGUGAAGGUCGUGGCCAAGAAAUAUCGGAACUACGACAUCCCCAGUGAUUUGACAGGCGUGUGGCGUUACCUGAACAAUGCGUACGCGCAAGAAGAGUUCACCAACACCUGUGCCGCCGACAACGAGAUCGAACUAGCAUACAUGGAUGUGGCUAAAAGGCUAACUAAGUAAACCGAUGAACAAAUUCGACGCAUAUAGACUUGGGGUAGCUCAUUUCUCGGGGGAAGAGAUGACGUUUUCUAUGUAAUUCAAAGCUGUUGAUCCCGAACUACAAGUCAGUAGUUUCAUUCAUCCAGGGUCCUGUUAAUCAAUAAGGGCCGGUGCUCUGAUGUAAUUACCGUGAAAUGUGAAUACAAAAUAUCAGCUCAUAUUCACCAGCUCUCGUAAACAUUGUCCCAAGUGACUUCUAUUGUAUCUCUAUUUAAAGAGAUUUCACAUUACUGUUUUCUGUUGUUUUACUCUGUUUAUCAUAUCAUGCACUGAUUCUCGAGGCACUGGAACAGCAUGCCCCACAACUUUAAUUGCAUCGAGACCGAAUUAAAGAUUUGCCACUAGAAUAUUUACAUCACCUUCUGUCAGCCCAAAACAUAAUUCUUUACAAAGAUUUAAAUAUAUAUAAAACUAAUAUCCAAAUAAUAAAUUGACACAUACCUUACUUUUUAAAAUCAGAGGUAAAAUUAACAAUGUCUCUUAAGUGUUUAAUUAAUGUGAAUUAUACUAUUAUAUUAGAAAAAUGAUGCAUCUGAAUAUAUCUUAAAGUUUAAUUUCCUGUCUGCAGUGUCACGCGACCCUUCAGAUAUCUUACAAUAUGCUAAAAAUUACUUACCAGUGUUAAAACAGUAAUAUUGUUGUGGAAAUUAUUUUAAAAAAGUCAUUAUUUGCAAGUCUUUACUGACGCUUUUGAUCAAUGUAAUGCAUCCUUGCUGAAUGAAUAUAUAUAUAUAUAUAUAUAUAUAUAUAUACAUAUAUACAUAUAUACAGCACUCACAAACAAACAUUUGAAUGAUAGUAUGAUAGUAUAGAAUUUUGUCGGUACUCAAGAAUCGGUGCAUUGCAUAACCUGUCGUAUAUACGUGACAGCCGUUUAAGCAUUUCAAAUCCGUAUUUCAUCUCCAAUCGUUUUACAGUAUCUGUCGAUAUUGCUUUCUGUUAUGUUUUUGUUAUUAUUUGUGUACAAUGGGUAAAAAAGAUCUCUCGUGAGCAGCAGGACAAGCGAAGCGAAAAGGUUGGUCCGUCCCGGGCAGCUUUAUAACCAAUCAUACAACAUUUGUACAUGUCUCAUGCAUUUUUUUACCCCAAAGGAGCACUCGUCUUUAAAUACAUGAUGAUUUAAUGAGGUGCUAAUUUAAUAUGUGCCUUCGUUAGAAGAAAUGCAGUGUGGCAAAUCCAGCGUAUUAUUGCUGUCAUUGAUCAUUUGUACACGAAUAUCCUGCUCUUUUAAAGUUUCCGCAAACGGUUUACAGAAAUAUCUCGAAUCUUCAUUGCCUCAUCAUGUAAUUUGCUCGUAAAGUACAACUUUUUCUCAGUCUUUCCUCUGUUAUUCCUCACGACUCGUAUCAUUUUGUCUUCUCGUUUCAUUUUGGCUUAUCUCAAAGCGCUUAACAUCAUUCGGCGCUGGAUACAUCAUGCUGAAAUAUUUAUUCACAGCCCCGUUUAUAGGAAAUUAACGAGCUGACAUGGAAAGGAGAUUCGGGAUACACGGCGGUCCACCGAAAUGGAGAAUAAGGAAAUCUGAUCGGGCGUCUGUCCAGGUCUCCUCCUCUCCACUUAGCACUGCUGGAAUAUCGUAGGGCCCAUGAUAGGUCCUUGUGGAGCUCCUGCUCUUGUGUGGUUUGGAAAAGCGUUUGAUAUGAAAUGAGAGUGUGGCGCCAGAGAGGCCUGUUCCGAGUGAAGCUCUAUGAAUAAAAUAAUAUUUUCACA